AUGGAAUGCCAUCAAAGCACAAAUCGAAAGAACACGAUCAAUCGUCUUUGGAAAAACUAUUCGAAUCCUUUACUUUCUAAUGAUGCAAAAGUUUCGAGCCCUUGUAAAUAUAAAAGUCUUUGUGUAGAAUAUCUUAAAUCAUUGAAUUGGAAUGAAGCUUUAUUUGACCGACGAUUUAAUCGUUGCUACUGUUCUAAUUGUUAUCCAGAUUCAUGGAACAAUACUCUUGUAGAAGCCGGUUCACUUUAUGUUAUUCCACGUCACUGGUGUCGAUUUGGUCUUCAAGUUGAUAAGAUACGAUCGGAUGUUGAUCAUAUCUGGCAUGAUUGGAUCGUGACCUAUCAUGGAACAUCAGCGGAAGCAGCUCAUUCAAUUGUUGCUUAUCGACAAUUUCUAAUACCUGGUGAUAAAUGCAUAGAUGGCGAGAAAAUUGCGAUACAUCCUGGACAUAUUAAAGAACAAUAUCAUAUUUAUACGUCACCGACUAUAGCCUAUUCGAGUAUUCCCUGCUAUUGUCCAUCAAAACAAUUUCGAUCAAAAAUAACAAAUAAUCUUUAUAAUGCACGUAUUGUUAUUCAAUGCCGACAAAAGCCAGGAACAUUUCAAGUUCAACAAGAAACAAUUGAAGCUGGUAAUAAGAGAAUUUGUCCAAUAAUACCAAAUAGUCAAGUAGAAAUAUUUACAACUUUUCGUGCAUCUAUUGUACCUUAUGGUUUAUUGAUACAUUUAACUGAAAUUUCCUAA
This is a messenger RNA of Rotaria sp. Silwood2, 744 nucleotides long. The record is from the annotation of a GenBank genome assembly. NCBI's taxonomy places the organism in Eukaryota, Metazoa, Rotifera, Eurotatoria, Philodinida, Philodinidae.